Closterium sp. Naga37s-1 is the source of this 2805-nucleotide messenger RNA. NCBI's taxonomy places the organism in Eukaryota, Viridiplantae, Streptophyta, Zygnematophyceae, Desmidiales, Closteriaceae. The record is from the annotation of a GenBank genome assembly.
AUGAAUCCGACGGACUCGUUCCGCAAGGAGCAGCGGAAGCGCGAGAUCAAGAAGAACAAGGUGGAGCGCCGCAAGGUCCGCGAGACCGGCGUUCUUCGAAGCGAUCCGGUCGCCAUUCGCGAGCAGAUCGCUAAGCUCAACGCCGCGAAGUCCGAGGGGCCCAUGGAGAAGACUCGCAAGCACAAGCUGAGGCAACUGGAGGACCGGCUGCAGCUGGUGGUGAAGAAACGCAAGGAGUUUGAGCAGAAAAUGAGGGAGCGGGGGGAGGACCCAGUCAUGUUCAGCCACCUCACGGCCCCUCGCAAGUCUGCCAACGAAGCCAUCAGGAACCUUCGCCCAGAGGAUUCCGUAUACUAUCAUCCAACCUUGAACCCCACCGGCCAGCCCCCGCCAGGAAAAGCGCCCAUGUAUCGACCCUCUCUCUCUAGACCAUCAGCAGGGCAAGGGGAAGAGGAGGAGGAUGAGGACGAGGAGGAGGGGGAUUCAAUGGAUGAAGAUGAGGAGGAGGAUGAGGAGGACGAGGAGGAGGAAGAGGGGGAGGGGGAAGGAGACGAGGGAAUACAUGGUACAGGGGCAGCAGGGGGAGCAGCAGCGGGAAUGGUUCCCCUUCCCCCGCCCCCUCCGCCUCCCCCUCUUCCAGACGCGCACACCCUCCCCCCAGGCGUCCCCAUGCCUCUCCCCAUACCUGUCCCCGUGCCCCCCCCUCCCCCCGCCCCCCCUGGCAUGGCUCCUCCGAGUUUCCCCCCCGAAUUCCGCCCCCCGCACUUGCAACAGCCUCCCCCUCCUCCCCCCCGCGCUGGCUUUCCCCCUGGGAUGCGCCCCCCUCCCCCUCCCCCCCGACCUGGGGCAGGGGGAGGGAGGGGAGCGGAGGGGGGAGGGGAAGAGGAGGAGGAUGCUAGGCCUCCUGGGGUUGAGAUGACUGGUCCGCCUGCUGCUGCUGCUGCUGCUGCUCCGGGUGCUGGUGCCGCUGGUGCCGCUGGUGCCGCUGGUGCCGAGGGGAAAAGAAUCCCCCCUCCCCCUCCUCCCCGUCACCACCUCCCCUUGGGAUCCGCCCCCCCCGAAUCCGGCCCCCCCUCCCGUCCCCCUGGUGUUCCCCCUCCCCCUCCCCCCCGCAUUACCCCCGGAGCUCCCCCUUCCGCCACUCCCCCCAAUCUCCCCCCAGGCAUGCGCCCACCUGUUUUCCCCCCACCAAUGGCCCCCCCAGGAGCCCCCCCUGGGGGUCCCCCUGGUACUCUCCCCCCUCCGCCUCCCCCCCGCCCCAUAGGGGGAGUUCCCCCCGGCCCUCCCCCCAGACCCAUGGGAUCCGCGCCCCCAUCCAUGCACCCUCCCCCCGGUCCUCCCCCUGCACACCUCCUCCGCCCCCCCCACCCUUCCCCCGCCCCUGGCGCUCCCCCAGGCGCCCUAGUCCCCCCCGCCCAUCUUCCCCCAGGCAUGCGCCCUCCCCCUGGCCCUCCACCUGGUCGUCCGCCUAUGGGCCUUGGGGGAGGACCGGGGGGGGGCAUUCCCCCCCCGCCUCCCCCUGGGAUGAGACCCCCCCCAGGCCCCCCCCCAGCAGCAGCACUUGCCGGUGUGGGUGGGGGGAUGGGAGGAGGAGACGGGGGAGGAACGGAAGCAGGAACGGCAGGGGGAGGGGGAGCAGGAGGAGCAGGGGGGGCAGGGGGAGCGGGAGGAGCAGGGGGAGGGGGAGGGGCGGAGGGUAAGCCUACUCCUGCGUACGUGAAGGUGGCAGCACCAAUGGUGGUGAAACGACCCCUGGCACAACACACACCGGAACUCACAGCCAUGGUCCCAGCGUCCGUGCGAGUGAGAAGGCAAGAGGCACUAAUCAACCCCGAGCCAAAGGUUUCUGGUGCUGCUGCUGCAGCAGAAGCUGAUUUUUUGUUGCCUUGUCUAUCCCUCACUCUCCCCUCCUCUCUAUCACUUCACACAACUCCCUUCCAUCCACCACUCCACUCCACACCUCCAGGUCCCAGCAUCUGUCCCAGCGUCCGUGCGGGUGAGAAGGCAGGAUGCACUGAUGAAGCCCAAGCCAAAGGCUGCUGCUGCUGUCUCCCCUUGCCCAACUCGUUUAUCCCUCACUCCCCUUCCCACCUUCCCCACCACCAGGUCCCAGCGUCCGUGCGGGUGAGAAGGCAGGAUGCACUGAUGAAGCCCAAGCCAAAGGCCGCUGCUGCUGCUGUCUCCCCUUGCCCAACUCGUCUAUCCCUCACUCUCCUCCACCACUCCAUCACUUCACACAACUCCCCUUACCACCUUUCCCACCACCAGGUCCCAGCGUCUGUGCGGGUGAGAAGGCAGGAUGCACUGAUGAAGCCCAAGCCAAAGGCCGCUGCUGCUGCUGUCUCCCCUUGCCCAACUCGUCUAUCCCUCACUCUCCUCCACCACUCCAUCACUUCACACAACUCCCCUUACCACCUUUCCCACCACCAGGUCCCAGCGUCUGUGCGGGUGAGAAGGCAGGAUGCACUGAUGAAGCCCAAGCCAAAGGCCGCUGCUGCUGCUGUCUCCCCUUGCCCAACUCGUCUAUCCCUCACUCUCCUCCACCACUCCAUCACUUCACACAACUCCCCUUACCACCUUUCCCACCACCAGGUCCCAGCGUCCGUGCGGGUGAGAAGGCAGGAUGCACUGAUGAAGCCCAAGCCAAAGGCUGCUGCUGCUGCUGCUCGGGCUGCUCCUGCUGCUGCUGCUACCCCUGCUGCCGCUGCUGCUGCGCCGAAUAAACCAGCCAGUAUUGACGACUCGUAUUCUGCUUUUAUGGAGGAAAUGAAGGAGCUGGGCGCCUUUGAAGGGGAUGAGAGCUAG